Messenger RNA from Rhizoctonia solani, 1629 nucleotides. Its product is annotated as amino acid permease. NCBI's taxonomy places the organism in Eukaryota, Fungi, Basidiomycota, Agaricomycetes, Cantharellales, Ceratobasidiaceae. Gene Ontology annotation, cellular component: membrane. The transcript is spliced from 20 exons. Gene Ontology annotation, biological process: amino acid transmembrane transport. Gene Ontology annotation, molecular function: amino acid transmembrane transporter activity. The coding region runs from base 1 to 1629 and encodes 542 amino acids. The record is from RefSeq and is a predicted model, not a curated record.
AUGAAUUCGAGCCUACCGAUUCUCGAGCAAGGGUAUGUCACUCCCGACGCCUCGUCAACUAGGAGCUCUGGCCAGCAACCAAUGGAUCAGACACCUCAAACACCCUCAAAACUACCUGACAAAGAUAUAGAGCGAAACUCGAUCUACUCGAAUGACGUUCCUUGGGCUCAUCCUGAACGCCUGGCCGAUGUGCGCCGAGGGCUGAAGCAGAGGCAUAUUCAUAUGUUUGCGCUAGCGGGCACAAUCGGCAAGUUUUUGUGGAAGCAUGCGAGGCCUUGCACGGGAUUAUUCCUAUCCUCAGGCAAAGCUUUGGCAGAGGCAGGUCCACUUGGAGCCUUCCUGGGAUAUACUGUGAUGGGGCUGAUUACCGCAGCGGUUGCUUACACGGCCUCUGAAAUGUCUGCGUUCUCUCCUGUAUCAGGAGGAUUUGUCCGUCAUACAACCAAGUUUGUCGACCCAGUGCUCGGAGCCGUGACGGGGUGGAAUUUCUGGUAUUCUAUGGCGAUUACUGCCGUGGUAGAGCUCUGUCCCAAUGGUCUGAUUAAUUUGGGACCAGUGCGGGUCUAUGGAGAGGUCGAAUUUGGGUUCGCCUUGCUCAAAAUUACGCUCAUUGUGGUUCUUCUUCUUGUUGGCCUUGUCAUAACCGCUGGGGGAGGCCCAACACAUGAGAGCAUAGGAUUCAGAUACUGGAGAGAUCCUGGCCCAUUCAGGCAGGAGGUAGCUGGGGGAAGUUUUCUCGCGGUUUGGUCCACCUUGAUCAAUGCCGCAUUUGCCUACGGCAAUAUUCAGGUUGUAGCCAUGCAGGGUGUGAGACCAAGAAUCCACGCGUGGCAAUCCCAAAGGCCGUCAACAAGACCUUCUCUCGGUUGUACUGUUUACAUUUCGUCGGUAUUCAUGAUCGGCCUCCUGCUCCCCUCAACGGAACCUUUGCUUUUGGGUGGAGACGGUACAGCCGCUCAAAGUCCAUUUGUUAUUGCCAUGCACCGAGCAAGGAUACGAGUUUUGCCUGAUAUUGUAAAUGCGGUGGUACUGAGUUCCGCUUUCAGCUCGGGUGUAUCUUGUAUCUUCAUCGCAUCGCGCUCUUUGAUAGGAUUGGCCGAGGAUGGAAAUGCUCCGGUUAUUUUCUCGCGAACGAAUCGUCUGGGUAACCCAUGGGUUGCCGUUAUGUGCUCAUCUGCUUUUGGCGCUCUUGGCUACUUGAGUGUAACCGAGAAGUCCAUGAAGGUCUUAUUAUGGCUCAUCAACCUAUCUGCGGUUGCCGGGCUCGCUCAGGGAUACACGCGCGACGACUUACCCUAUAGGGCACCAUUCCAACCAUUUACUGCAUGGUUUGCGCUGGUGAUGGUCAUAUUAAUUACGUUUUUCAGUGGAUUCAGGGUGUUCUUGACUGGCCAGUUUUCCGUAGCUGAUUUCUUGAGCAAUUAUGUCAAUAUAUUCGUAUUUUUGGGCUUGUACAUAACAUGGAAGCUUUACACUCGAGAUCGCCAGAUUUACCGCCCAGCGACUAAAGUCGACUUAUCGGAAUUCGAAGCAAUUCGCCAGGAGAGGGAACAAAACCUUACCACCCUACCGACUCGUACUACUACAAGAUCUUCCAGAAGACAGCGCCUUUUUAUAUGCCUCUGCUGA